AUGAUCCGCAACGCUACCAAGACAACGGUUUUGCGUGCACUUCGCACUCGUGCUGUCUCUCGCGGCUAUGCCUCGCUAGCCGAGAAGACCUUCCCCAACGAGCCCACAGCUCCGGCAGUGGCUACGGCUAUUCCUGGUCCCACUGGCAAAGAGAAAAUUGCUGCUUUGAACAAGGUCUUUGAUUCCGCUGCCACGACCUUCAUGGUCGAUUACGAGAAGUCCAACGGCAACUACAUUGUUGAUGCCGACGGAAACACUCUCCUCGAUUGCUACGCCCAGAUCGCCUCGAUUCCUCUUGGCUACAACAACCCCACCCUCAUUGAGGCUGCCAAGGACUCCAAGACUAUCAGUGCUCUGGUCAACCGCCCUGCUAGCGGCAAUUUCCCCUCUACCAACUACGCCGAGCAGAUCUCCGGUCUCCUCAAGUACGCUCCCAAGGGCAUGACUGAGGUGUGGCCCGGUCUUUCUGGCUCCGACGCCAACGAGCUCGCUUUCAAGGCUGCCUUCAUCUACCAGGCUGCCAAGAAGCGUGGUAACGCCGACUUCACUCCCGAGGAGCUUGAGUCUUGCAUGCGUAACGAAGCUCCUGGCUCCAAGCCGUUUGCUAUCAUGUCUUUCGAGACUGCCUUCCACGGCCGCUUGAUGGCUUCGCUUUCGUGCACUCGCUCAAAGCCUAUCCACAAGCUUGAUAUCCCCGCCUUCCACUGGCCCAAGGCUCCGUUCCCUCAACUCAAGUACCCCCUUGACCAGAACGUCGAGUACAACACUGCCGAGGAGAAGCGCUGCCUUGAGGAGGUCGAGAAGCUCAUCAAGGGCUGGGAGUCUCCUGUUGCUGCCGUGAUCGUCGAGCCUAUUCAGUCCGAGGGUGGUGACAACCACGCAUCCCCCAACUUCUUCAAGGGUCUUCGCGACGUCACCAAGAAGCACGGUGUUUUGCUCAUCGUUGACGAGGUCCAGACUGGUGUCGGUGCCACCGGCAAGAUGUGGGCCCACGAGCACUGGGGACUCGACGGCGAUGGCUUGCCUGAUUUGGUCACCUUCUCCAAGAAGGCCCAGUCUGCCGGCUACUUCUUCCGUGAUCCCGCAAUCCGCCCCACUCUGGCCUACCGCCAGUUCAACACCUGGUGCGGUGAUCCCGCCCACAUCAUGAUCACCAAUGCCAUUUUCCGCGAGGUCGCUGAGAACAACUUGCCCGCCAAGGCCCAGGAGGUUGGUGAUUACCUCUACAAGGGUCUCACUGCCAUCCAGUCCGAGACCGGCAAGAUCUCUCGCGUCCGCGGCAAGGGCCAGGGCACUUUCAUCGCCUUUGACUUGGCCUCCGGCGCUCAGCGUGAUCAGUUCGUCGUCAACAUGCGCUCUCUCGGUGUUUUGGUCGGCGGCACCGGUGCUCAGGGUAUCCGUCUGCGUCCCGGCUUGCUCUUCGAGGAGAAGCAUGCCAAGAUCUUCUUGGACACUGUCAAGAAGGCUCUCGAGCAGUCCAAGGCUUAA
This is a messenger RNA of Wickerhamiella sorbophila, 1488 nucleotides long. RefSeq names its product 4-aminobutyrate aminotransferase. The transcript has a single exon. The record is from RefSeq and is a predicted model, not a curated record. Gene Ontology annotation, molecular function: pyridoxal phosphate binding. The coding region runs from base 1 to 1488 and encodes 495 amino acids. Gene Ontology annotation, cellular component: mitochondrion. Lineage: Eukaryota; Fungi; Ascomycota; Dipodascomycetes; Dipodascales; Trichomonascaceae. Gene Ontology annotation, biological process: GABA catabolic process.